This is a messenger RNA of Ahaetulla prasina, 6469 nucleotides long. RefSeq names its product trafficking protein particle complex subunit 10 (gene TRAPPC10). Bases 117 to 3953 code for a protein of 1278 amino acids. Lineage: Eukaryota; Metazoa; Chordata; Lepidosauria; Squamata; Colubridae. The record is from RefSeq and is a predicted model, not a curated record. Gene Ontology annotation, molecular function: protein binding. Gene Ontology annotation, biological process: early endosome to Golgi transport; intra-Golgi vesicle-mediated transport. The transcript has 23 exons. Gene Ontology annotation, cellular component: TRAPPII protein complex.
UGGGGUUGGAGGGGAGGGGUUCAGGAGGGUCUCUUCGCCGGAGGCGGCAGGAGGGCGGGCGCGGCGGCUUUAUGGCUCGGAGCAGAAGGAUCCGGGGCUGAACGCCCUGCCCGCCCAUGGAACUCGCGCCGGUGGCGGUAGCAGUCAUCGCGGCCACUCAAGGGGCGCCGGGAGAAGACAGGGCAACGGUGGAGACGCCGCCGGUUAUCUACACCAUGGAGAACAAGCCCAUCGUUACCUGUGCUGGUGAUCAGAGCCUUUUCAGUUCUCUGUAUCCAACACUUUCUCAGCAGCUCCCCAAAGAGCCCAUGGAAUGGAGACGGUCAUAUGGACGGGCCCCUAAAAUGAUCCAUCUGGAAUCUAAUUUUGUACAAUUUAAAGAAGAGCUAUUACCUAAAGAAGGGAACAAAGCUCUGCUGACAUUUCCUUUUCUCCAUAUUUAUUGGACAGAAUGUUGUGAUACAGAAGUAUAUAAAGCUACUGUAAAAGAUGACAUCACCAAGUGGCAAAAUGUUCUGAAAGUUCAUAGUUCAAUGGAUUGGUUAAUUGUUGUGGUUGAGUGUGAUGCCAAGAAAAAAAACAAAACAAAUAUCCUUCCUCGAACGUCUAUAGUAGAUAAAAUACGAAAUGAUUUCUGUAAUAAGCAGAGUGACAGAUGUGUAGUUCUAUCUGAUCCUUUGAAAGACACUUCCCGCUCUCAGGAAUCCUGGAAUGCCUUCUUGACAAAACUUAGGACACUUCUUCUCAUGUCCUUUACCAAAAACCUAGGCAAAUUUGAGGAUGACAUGAGAACAUUGAGAGAGAAGAGGACAGAACCAGAGUGGAGUUUUUGCGACUAUUUUAUGGUCCAGGAAGAAUUGGCUUUCGUAUUUGAAAUGCUUCAGCAAUUUGAAGAUGCUCUGGUGCAAUAUGAUGAACUGGAUGCCCUGUUUUCUCAAUAUGUUGUCAAUUUUGGUGCUGGUGAUGGGGCAAAUUGGUUGACUUUUUUUUGUCAGCCAGUACGAAGCUGGAAUGGGUUGGUUCUUCGUAAACCAAUAGAUAUGGAAAAAAGAGAACUGAUUCAAAACCAGGAAGCCACUCUGUUAGAUCUGCGCAGUUACCUUUUUUCCCGUCAAUGCACAUUACUAAUCUUUCUUCAGAGGCCAUGGGAAGUAUCUCAGCGAGCAUUAGAACUUCUUCAUAAUUGUGUGCAAGAGCUAAAGCUUCUUGAAGUCUCUGUUCCUCCUGGGGCUUUGGAUUGUUGGGUCUUCUUAAGCUGCCUUGAGGUUUUGCAAAGAAUAGAAGGUUGCUGUGAUCGGUCUCAAAUUGAUUCUAAUGUUUCCCACACAGUUGGAUUAUGGAGUUACGCUACUGAAAAGUUGAAAUCUUUGGGAUAUUUAUGUGGACUUGUGUCAGAAAAAGGUCCCAAUUCAGAAGAUCUUAACAGAACAGUUGAUCUUUUGGCAGGACUUGGAGCUGAGCGUCCUGAAACAGCCAAUACAGCACAGUCUCCUUAUAAGAAACUCAAAGAAGCUUUAUCAUCUGUAGAAGCUUUUGAAAAGCAUUAUUUGGAUCUUUCUCAUGCUACUAUUGAAAUGUACAAAAAUAUUGGAAGAAAUCGCUCAGCAAAGCUUGUUGGAAAGGAUCUGGCAGAGUUUUACAUGAAAAAGAAGAGUCCUCAAAAAGCCGAGGUUUAUCUUCAAGGUGCAUUAAAAACGUAUCUUGCUGAAGGAUGGACAUUGCUUAUUACACAUACACGAAAGCAAUUAGCAGAAUGUCAGAAGCACCUUGGGCAAACUGAAAACUAUCUUCAGACAAGCAGUCUUUUAGCUGGUGAUAAUAACUUAACUGAAGAAGAGCGGAAACAUUUUUGCCAAGAAAUAUUAGAUUUUGCCAAACAACCCUCAGAAACAGAAGGGCAGAAAGUUAUGCUUUCCAUGCAUUCCUUCGCACAGUUGAAGAAUCUACAUUUUGAUCCUCCUAAUGCUGUGGUUCAUGUGGGUGGAACCCUAUCUAUUGAACUGACGUUGGUAAAUCUGAUGCCCGUCUCAGUGAAUGUGGAUCACAUUGCUAUUAAUGUCCAUUUCAGCAUUGAAAAAAAUAGCUACCGGAAGACAGCUGAAUGGCUUACGAAGCACAAGACUUCCAAUGGUAUUAUCAACUUUCCAAAUGAAACUGUAGGUGUCUCUCUUUCAAGAAGUGGCUUACAAGGGCUGGAGUUGUAUGAAAUGUAUGAAAGAAGUCCGUCAGAUAAUUCUUUGAACACAACAGGGAUCAUCUGCAAAAAUGUGCAUAUGCUGUUACGAAGGCAGGAGAGCAGCUCUUCACUGGAAAUACCUAUAGGGCUGACUCUGGAGGAUGGGGCCCACGUAUUAAAAUGUAGCAAUUUAAUACUGGAACCAGGGAUCAAUACAAUAACUUUCAGAACCCAGGGCAAAGAACCUGGAACAUAUACACUCAGGCAGUUAUGCAUUUCGGUGGGCAAAAUGCAAUUUGCCCUACUUCAUAUUUAUCCAAUUGUGCAGUAUGAUAUUUAUUCUCAGGAGCCACAGCUAAAAGUGGAACCAUGUACUGAUAGCCUUUUGGCUGGCAUUCCUCAGAAGGUGAAAUUUACAGUGACUACUGGCCACUAUACUAUAAAGAGUGGAGAUGCACUACAACUAAGUAAUGCUGAUGCCAUGCCUGUCUUGUACCAUCCUGAAAGCAAAGCUGUGAUUUAUUCAAACACUCAAGAAAAGGUAUCAGAAGCAUCAUUAACUGUUCAGUCAUCUGAAAAAAUCACAAGCAUCAGUUUACCAAUGAUUCCUGCUUAUCAUGUGAUUACCUUUGAACUUGAAGUUUUAUACUCACCAUCAGUCCCAAUAUGUAUGAUGGAAAAUGAGAAUCUAUCAAGUAAAGAGUGUAGGAAAAAAGGCAAAGAGAAAGAAACGUCUUACAAUAGCAUGGCGACAAUUGAUCAAAAGGUAACCAUUGAUUGUCCAUGGUCAAUUUACUCCACUAUUAUUUCACUUACCUUCAGUGUACCUUUUAAAGCCAAGCAUUCGUUAUUAUCAGCAGGCAUAAGGAAAUAUAUACAAGUUUGUGUGCAGAACAUGUCAGAAAUCUGUUUUCAGUUCUCUGACAAUAAUCUCAAAAGUUCUGACAUUUACAAAGAUUUAAGUCUUCAACCUCUAAAUCCGAAAGCUGAACAGCACAUCUACAGUAAGCAAGCAAUAUUUUUUGUCUGGGAACUGAAGUGGACAAAAGAGCUUCCCCCAUCAUUGCAGUGCAUAUUUUCAAUGAACUUUUGUUCUGCAUUCUCGGAGGAUCACUCUUUUUCUCUGAAGCCGUAUACUUAUGAAUUCCAGCUGGAAAACUUUUUUACAUUGUAUAAUGUGAAAGCUGAGAUUUCCCCCCCAUUGGGGGCAGAAUAUUGUAAAACAGGCUCGCUCUGUUCAUUGGAAGUGUCAAUUACCCGUCUUUUAGACCUCCUGGAUGUGGAUAAAGAUGAAGCAUUAACAGAAACGGAUGGAUACUGUACAACCAAACUGAUGUAUGAAGUUGUGGAUGACAAUAGUAACUGGGCAGUCUGUGGAAAGAGCUCAGGGGUAAUAUCUAUGCCAGUAGCAGUUCAAGCAACCCAUAAAGUGCAUAUGGAAGUAAUGCCCCUCUUUGCUGGAUACCUCCCUUUUCCUGAUGUUAAACUAUUUAAAUAUCUCCCUCAUCACUCUGCUCACUUUAUGCAGCUUGAUGCUGAUAGCUGGAUUGAAAAUGAUAAUCUCUCUGUGGAUAAAAAUAUGGAUGAUCAAGCUGACAACAGUAGCAUAAAAAGCAGAGGCAGCAUACAUUCAACAACCAGUGCAGAACACAAAGGUUUGCCCAUGCCCCGACUUCAAUCGUUUUCCCCUGGACAGGUCUACAAUUCUAGUUCUGGCAUGCAAAUCCUUGUCAUCCCCAGCAAAGAUGAUCACAUUUUGGAAGUCAAUGUCACAUGACGUUUCUCUGUAGAUGUGUAGAAAUAUGCACAUGAGACUUGAAUAUAAAUGCACUUUAAGAGAUCAUAACCUAAUAGUUCAUCAUUGAGAUAUUUUAACACUAAUAGGCCUAUGGCAAUUUAGUCCUUACUGGCCCUGGAAGCAUCAGACAAUUGUAUCAAUUUAAAUAUACAGUGAUACUUGUAACUGCUAGUUUAUAUUGCUACUUUUUGUGUAAAAUGAAUUCUGGAAUUUUUUUUUCCUCUGACAUUCUGCUGAUGAAAUAAAAAAUGCUUACUGCAAAUCGUUAAUUUGAGCAGCUUCAAUAAUUAGGUUCCUGCUCAAAUAAUAUUUCAGGUUGACAUACAGUGUUAAGUCUUGCAGUGUGGCAAGUAAAUACUAAAGUGUGUGCCUUUCUAGUCACAUGAUUGUCUGAUUUCCUGGACCAGGGUACUUUUCCAAAUUUCUGUGUAAUAGAGUGAUUCUUAAACCCAUAACUAUCUACAAGAUUUUAAAUAAUACAUGUUGUGUAUAUAUGUAGAGAGAGAUAUAUAUAGAUAUAUAUUUAUUUCUUGAAGACUUAACUUCUUCUGUGCCUUGGAACAUAACUGAUUUAUCAGUCUGCUGAUGCUCUUGAAUUUGUACCAUAUAGAGAACCAUUUUGUCAACACAUGGGAUAAUAUGUAGAGACACAUACACAUAUAUGCAUGACACCUUGAUGCAAGUAGCAAAGUGGCACAAAAGUGGUUAAGUUAAAAUUAAACACACAAUCCAUUAAGGUUGGAGUGAAGACACAAAACCUGGUCUAAGAUUGUCCCCAAAAGUAAUACUUAAAUGAUUAGAUGUAAAAUAUUGGGUCUUAACUAAAUUGAUUUUGUUGAAUAUUUCACUUGACAUUUUUAACACCAAAGUUUCUUUUCCUGUUACAGUUGUUAAUUUAUUAUGGACUGCAGAGCCAUAUAUAUAGUAAAAGAGCAAGUGUGUUUGUAUAUACACGCAGCCUUCCAUACCAUACUAAAAACUGAAAAGGCAAGAGCUGCAGGGAGCCUUAAUUGUUUUUGCAAUCUGGUUAUAGGUGAAUUUAAGGUCCUAGUUUGAAUUUGUGGUGCAACAAACUGCAUUUACACCAACUGAUUACUUUUUAGUUGUAAAUCUAUUGUAUAAAUGAUUAUUUUAAAAUGUCUGAAAUAAUCUGAUGUAUUUGUCUGUGUAUAAUUUGUUCCAGAAAUCAAGGACAAAAUAAAUGUGUUUUUAUCGGUGUGAAAAUCAAAGCUUGUAAAUACAUUUAAUAUGUUGAACUUUUUCCAGUUCUUAGAAACAAUGUAUUUUUGUACAUAAACAUUUCUCUAAAUUUCACUGUAAUUACCUUAGCUGCUGCUCAUAUCAAUUAUUAGCUUACACAGUUACUUUAUUAGUGAAUAUAUGUAGCCUCUUAGUAAUCAGCCUCCAUCACAUUUGAAAACAAUGAUAAUUCCAGAUAUAGGAGGCAAAAUGAAAUAAAAAUCCAAAUUCAUUUAUUAAGCUAUAUAGUAUGUGCAUGUGUUCCAAAAUUGUGUAUCUAUUCGUGAUUACUUUGCCUACCUUCAGAGCGAUUGAACCUUAUUUUUAUAGGAAAUGAGACAUCACAUUUCUGCUAAUUUGUCAAUAGCUGUUUUGUAUGUUCAGUUUUCUUCCUUUUAUAGAAACUUCCCUCAUGACAUUUCCAUUGAAGUCAAGUUGAUUGUCUCUUUGCCAUUUGCUUUAUUUAGAAAAAAAAGCAAGCUCUCAAACAUCUUUUUGACAAUAAUUUCUCUUAAUCUUGGUUAUUUCCUUAUAAGAAUUAACAAGAUUACACAAUGAACAUAUGUAUACACAUUAGUUUCUUGUUUAUAUAAUUUUUUAAACUAGACUUAAACUGUCUUUUGAACAAAUUUGAGUAUAAAUGUAUAUUUUGGACAUGAUGAAUAACCUGAUUUAUUGUGAAAAAAUCCAAAGGCAAAGUUUUAUUAGCAAUUAAUGUAGAAGGUUUUCGUUAUAGCUUCAGAGCAGCAUAAAGUUUUCAUGUUCAUAUUGAAAUGACGAACUUCACUAAAAUACACCAGAAGUGUAUUUUAAUCACUACUGAGGUGAUAGCAUAUGUAUAGAAGGAAAAUAUUGCUUUCUAACUUGUAAAUAAUUGAUUCAAUUUGCAAUAUAUGCAUCUGAGGGAAAAAAAGACAAAUGAUCUUAUUUGUAGAUAACUUUCAAGCCUGUAAAUAUGUGCAAAUGGGUUAAAGGAGUAAAAUUUUGAUGAUUUUCACAGAUUUGUGAUUGGAAAAAUUAACUCCUUUUAUGGAAAUUGUUGGAUUUAAAUGACAUUUGUGGCAUAUCCUACUUGCAACUCUGUACAAUAUUACACUAUAGGUGUAAUGUCAAUGUAGAAAAGCAAAUAGGAAAAAUAUCCAGAAAAUUAUUAUCCAGUUUUAUUCUUUCCUAAAGCAAUGCCAUGAAAAGUAGGGAAUAAACUGUUAAGAAAUGGAAAACAAGCUACUGGAUAAAGUGAAUAAAAAUCUUGAAUA